GAUCUGCCUUUAGUUGAAAGAGCAGAACAUCAGAAUGGGAGAUAACACAUUGCUACUCCCCUUCCACCUUCUUCAGGAUAAAGAGUAGUGAAGGAAUAGCACAGUCUUAGAAGAAUCUUCAUUCCGGAAGUGCUUCAGGAAUCAUGCUGGAGAAAUUCUGCAACUCUACAUUUUGGAAUUCCUCGCUCCUGGAUAGCCCGAAGGCAGACCUGCCACUUUGUUUUGAGCAAACUGUUCUGGUGUGGAUCCCUUUGGGCUUCCUUUGGCUCCUGGCCCCUUGGCAGCUCCUCCAUGUGUACAGAUCCCGGACACAGAGAUCAGCUGUAACCAAACUCUACCUUGCUCAGCAGGUGUUCGUUGGUUUUCUUCUUAUUCUAGCUGCCAUAGAACUAGCCCUUGUACUCACAGAAGACUCUGGAGGAGGUACAGUCCCUGCUGUUAGAUAUACCAACCCAAGCCUCUACCUAGGCACAUGGCUCCUGGUUUUGCUGAUCCAACACAGCAGACAAUGGUGUGUGCAGAAAAACUCUUGGUUCCUGUCCAUAUUCUGGAUUCUUUCAAUUCUCUGCAGCACUUUCCAAUUUCAGACUCUGAUCCGGACACUCUUAAAGGGUGAUGAUUCUAACCUGGCCUACUCCUGCCUGUUCUUCAUUUCCUAUGGAUUCCAGAUCCUGAUCCUAAUCUUUUCAGCAUUUUCAGAAAAAAAUAACUCAUCAAAUAAUCCACUGACCACCGCUUCAUUUCUGAGUCGCAUUACCUUUAGUUGGUAUGACAGAAUUGUUUUGAAGGGUUACAAGCAUCCUCUGACACUCAAAGAUGUCUGGGAUGUUAAUGAAGAGAUGAAAACCAGGACACUCUUGAGCAAGUUUGAACUGUGCAUGAUGAGAGAGCUGCGGAAAGCCAGACGGGCAUUCCAGAGACGACAGCAGAAGAACUCCCAGUGGAGCUCAGGAGCCAGGCUGCACAGCUUGAACAAGAACCAGAGCCAAAGCCAAAAUGUCCUCGUCCUGGAAGAUGCUCAAAAGAAAAAAAAGAAGAAGUCUGGGACCACAAAAGAUGCUCCGAAGUCCUGGUUGGUCAAGGCCUUGUUCAAAAGUUUCUACAUGAUUCUCCUGAAAGGAUUCCUGCUGAAGCUGGUGCAUGACAUCUUGAUGUUUAUGAACCCUCAGCUACUAAAAUUGCUGAUCUCCUUUGCAAAUGACAGUGAUGCAUAUGUGUGGACUGGAUAUAUGUAUGCCAUUGUCUUGUUUGUUGUGGCUCUCAUUCAGUCGGUCUGCCUUCAGAAUUAUUUUCAAUUUUGCUUCGUGCUGGGCGUUAAUAUACGAACAACCAUCAUGGCUUCUGUAUACAAGAAGGCGUUGACCCUAUCCAACUUGGCCAGAAAGGAGUAUACCAUUGGAGAAACAGUGAACCUGAUGUCUGUGGAUGCCCAGAAGCUCAUGGACGUGACCAAUUUCAUCCACAUGCUGUGGUCAAGUAUUCUACAGAUUGCCUUAUCCAUCUUCUUCCUAUGGAGAGAGCUGGGACCUUCAGUCUUAGCAGGUGUUGGUGUGAUGGUGCUCCUAAUCCCAGUUAAUGGGAUACUGACCACCAAGAACAGGAAUAUUCAGGUAAAAAAUAUGAAGAAUAAAGACAAACGUUUAAAGGUCAUGAAUGAGAUUCUCACUGGAAUCAAGAUUCUGAAAUAUUUUGCCUGGGAACCUUCAUUCAAAGAACACAUCCAUAACCUCCGGAAGAAGGAGCUCAAGAACUUGCGGGUCUUUGGUCAGCUACAGUCUACAAUAACAUUCCUCUUAUACUUAGCUCCAGUGCUGGUGUCUGUGACUACAUUUUCUGUUUAUGUCCUGGUGGACAGCAACAAUGUCUUGGAUGCACAGAAGGCUUUCACCUCCAUCACCCUCUUCAAUAUCCUGCGCUUUCCCCUGAGCAUGUUACCCAUGGUGAUCUCCUCCAUGCUCCAGGCCAGUGUUUCUAUAGAUCGGCUAGAGAAGUACUUGGGAGGGGAUGACUUGGACACAUCUGCCAUUCGACAUGACAGCAAUUUCGACAAAGCUGUGCAGUUUUCUGAGGCCUCCUUUACUUGGGAACAUGAUUUGGAAACCACAGUCCGAGAUGUGAACCUGGACAUUAUGCCAGGCCAACUGGUGGCUGUGGUGGGCACCGUGGGCUCUGGGAAAUCCUCUUUGAUAUCAGCCAUGCUGGGAGAAAUGGAAAACAUCCAUGGGCACAUUACCAUCAAGGGUACUAUUGCCUAUGUCCCACAGCAGUCUUGGAUUCAGAACGGCACCAUAAAGGACAACAUCCUUUUUGGAUCAGAGAUGAAUGAAAAGAGGUACCAGCAAGUUUUGGAGGCCUGCGCUCUCCUCCCAGACUUGAAAAUGUUGCCUGGAGGAGACCUAGCUGAGAUUGGAGAGAAGGGUAUAAAUCUCAGUGGGGGCCAGAAGCAGCGGAUCAGCCUGGCCAGAGCUACCUAUCAGAAUUCAGACAUCUACAUUAUGGAUGAUCCCCUGUCUGCUGUGGAUGCUCAUGUGGGAAAACAUAUUUUUAAUAAAGUUUUGGGUCCCAAUGGCCUGUUAAAAGGCAAGACUCGAGUCUUGGUUACACAUAGCAUUCACUUUCUGCCCCAAAUGGAUCAGAUCGUGGUUCUGGGGAAUGGCACCAUCUUGGAGAAAGGAUCCUACAGUGAUUUGUUGGCAAAGAAAGGAGCAUUUGCUAAGAAUCUGAAGAUGUUCCUAAAACAUGCGGAUCCUGAAGGGGAAGCCACAGUCAAUGAUAGCAGUGAAGAAGAAGACAAUGAUGACUAUGGGCUAGUGUCCAGUAUAGAAGAAAUCCCUGAAGACGCAGCCUCCAUGACCAUGAAAAGAGAGAACAGCUUCCGUCGAUCACUUAGCCGCAGGUCCAGUGGCAGGCAUCAGAAGUCCCUGAAAAACUCCUUGAAAACUCAGAAUGGUAACAUCCUGAAGGAGAAGGAAGAAGUGAAAGGACAAAAACUAAUUGAGAAGGAAUUCAUGGAAACUGGAAAGGUGAAGUUCUCGGUCUACUUGAAGUACCUACGAGCAAUGGGAUGGUGUUCAAUAUUCUUCAUCAUCUUUGGCUUUGUGAUGAAUUCUGUGGCUUUUAUUGGAUCCAAUUUCUGGCUCAGUGCUUGGACCAGUGACUCUAAAAUCUACAACAGUACCAACUAUCCAGCCUCUCAGAGAGACUUGAGAGUUGGAGUCUAUGGAGCUCUGGGAGCAGCACAAGGUAUAUGUGUGCUCAUAGCAAAUCUCUGGAGUGUCCACGGUUCCACUCAUGCAUCAAACAUCUUGCAUAAGCAACUGCUGAACAAUAUCCUUCUAGCACCCAUGAGAUUUUUUGACACAACACCCACAGGUCGGAUUGUGAACAGGUUUGCUGGUGAUAUUUCCACAGUGGACGACACCCUUCCUAUGUCCUUCCGCAGCUGGAUGUUAUGCUUCUUGGGGAUAAUUAGCACCCUUGUCAUGAUCUGCAUGGCCACCCCCAUCUUCAUUGUUGUCAUCAUUCCUCUUGGCAUUAUUUAUGUGUCUGUUCAGAUGUUUUAUGUGGCCACUUCCCGCCAGCUGAAACGUCUGGACUCCGUCACCAGGUCCCCAAUCUACUCUCACUUCAGUGAGACUGUGUCAGGUCUGCCCGUUAUUCGAGCCUUUGAGCACCAGCAGCGAUUUCUAAAUCACAAUGAGAUGGAGAUUGACAACAACCAGAAAUGUGUCUUUUCCUGGAUUGUCUCCAACAGGUGGCUUGCAGUUCGCCUAGAGCUGGUUGGGAACCUGAUUGUCUUCUGUUCAGCCUUGAUGAUUGUUAUUUAUAGACAUACCCUAAGUGGGGACAUCGUGGGCUUUGUUCUAUCCAAUGCACUCAAUAUCACGCAAACCCUGAACUGGUUGGUAAGGAUGACAUCAGAAGUAGAAACCAACAUUGUGGCUGUCGAGCGAAUAAAUGAGUACAUCAAAGUGGAAAACGAGGCACCCUGGGUGACUGACAAGAGGCCUCCGCCAGAUUGGCCCAGCCAAGGCCAGAUCCAGUUUAAAAACUACCAAGUGCGGUACCGGCCCGAGCUGGAUUUGGUACUGAAAGGGAUCACUUGUGACAUCAAGAGCACAGAGAAGGUUGGUGUGGUGGGCAGGACAGGAGCUGGAAAGUCAUCCCUCACAAACUGCCUCUUCAGAAUCUUAGAGGCUGCAGGUGGCCAGAUCAUCAUCGAUGGAGUAGAUAUCGCUUCCAUUGGACUUCAUGACCUUCGAGAGAAACUGACCAUCAUCCCUCAGGACCCCAUCCUGUUCUCCGGAAGUCUAAGGAUGAAUCUAGACCCUUUCAACAAAUACUCGGAUGAGGAGAUUUGGAAGGCCCUGGAGCUGGCUCACCUCAAAUCUUUUGUGGCUGGCUUACAACAUGGGUUGUCCCAUGAAGUGUCAGAGGCCGGUGGCAAUCUGAGUAUAGGGCAGAGGCAGCUGCUCUGUCUGGGCCGGGCUCUGCUGCGGAAAUCCAAGAUUCUGGUGCUGGAUGAGGCCACGGCUGCAGUGGACCUAGAGACAGAUCACCUCAUUCAGACGACCAUCCAGAAUGAGUUCUCCCACUGCACAGUCAUCACCAUUGCUCACAGGCUGCACACGAUCAUGGACAGUGACAAGGUAAUGGUCCUAGACAAUGGAACGAUUGUGGAGUAUGGCAGCCCUGAAGAACUGCUGAAAAACCCUGGACCCUUUUAUUUUAUGGCCAAAGAAGCUGGCAUUGAGACUGCGAAUGAGACAGCAUUCUAGCAGCACGUCCCAUGGGACAGAGAAGGACUCUGAGGAUCAUUCCGUAUUUAAUUUCUUAUGAAUAUAUAAUACAUACAAAAGUAUGUAUAAAAUAUACAUUUUAAAGAAGGAUAAGUGGGUACUUACUACCCAGGUUAAGAAAAUGUGUAUAGGGCAGCGCCUGUGGCUCAAAGGAGUAGGGCACCGGCCCCAAAUGCCAGAGGUGGCGGGUUCAAACCCAGCCCUGGCCCAAAAAUGCAAAAAAAAAAAAAAAAAGAAAGAAAAGAAAGAAAGAAAAUGUGUAUACCUGGGCACCUUGGAAAACCCCUUAAUUGUCUCCCUGCCUGCCCCUCUCAGUGACAACCACUAUCCUGAAUUUAUUAACUAUUCCCUUAUCUUUCAUUCUCAUUUUUCUUCCUUUGUAUGUAUAUAUUUAACUUGUGUAAAUAGAUUGACUCACUGCAUAUAUUCUUCUCUGAAUUGAUUCUUUUGUUCAAUAUUUGAGAUUCAUCCAUGUUGAUGCAAAUAGUUCAUUAAUUUUCACUGCUCUGUAGUCUGGCAUUGUAUAAAUACAUUACAAUCUAUCCAUUUUAA
This is a messenger RNA of Otolemur garnettii (small-eared galago), 5351 nucleotides long. RefSeq names its product ATP binding cassette subfamily C member 2 (gene ABCC2). The transcript has 32 exons. Lineage: Eukaryota; Metazoa; Chordata; Mammalia; Primates; Galagidae. Gene Ontology annotation, biological process: transmembrane transport. Gene Ontology annotation, cellular component: apical plasma membrane. The record is from RefSeq and is a predicted model, not a curated record. Gene Ontology annotation, molecular function: ATP hydrolysis activity; ABC-type transporter activity; ATP binding. Bases 144 to 4778 code for a protein of 1544 amino acids.